This is a messenger RNA of Fusarium sp. VM40, 1044 nucleotides long. Lineage: Eukaryota; Fungi; Ascomycota; Sordariomycetes; Hypocreales; Nectriaceae. The record is from the annotation of a GenBank genome assembly.
AUGAACAAGAUCUCUUCUGUCAGCCUACCAUGGAUACGGCAUCUGCCCAAGGCGGUGCCUUCAUGCCGCUGUAUCGCUAAACAGAGCUCUCCCGGCAAAGAGAAUGUAGUCAAACUGGAGCCAGAAUUCGAGGAUACCUCUAUCGACAUGUUUCGUAUACGGUCGUUUGAAAGCAAAAAACCUAUGGUCUUUGCCAGAGGUCACGGUUCUCCCACGCCUCUUCUUCCUGCCCUAGACAAGUGGUUCGCUAAGGACUCCCAAUACAACUCUAUGACACUCUCGAAGCACUUUGAUCAAUUUCACGGUAUUAUGGUACCAUAUGAAAUCUACGCCCCUACUUCUGCGCAACAAGAAAGUCUUAGGUUGUUUCGAGAGUCUCUUGAUGUAGAAGAAACGCGAGAUGAAGUUAUCGCAAGGUGCUGGGACCUAUCCUUUGUGGAUUCCAUAAAAGGCCAGGAGUUCUUUCAACUCCAUGCACCUCUUCGUCUCGUUGUCAAGAUACUAAAGUUCAACGAGGUUCUUCACGCAGGAGGUUUGCAGAGAAUUCCACUCUACAUUGCACAGUGUUCCAUCACAGAUCUUCCACCUGCCCUUCAAGAGGAUAUUCCAACGCCAGAAUUGGUCAAGCAUGCUGGGAAGGGAGACAUAUAUGGCUCCAGUAUAUGGCUUGGUAUAACCCCUACUUAUACGCCUCUGCAUCGGGACCCGAAUCCCAAUCUUUUUUGCCAGUUGUCUGGCACCAAAGUAAUCAGGCUCAUGACACCAAAAGUGGGAGAUUGGCUUUUCGGCAUGAUUCAGGCCGAACUGCACAGAUCGGGCAGCAGUCGUAUAAGAACGGAGGAGAUGAUGCAAGGCGAGGAACGGGACAAACUGCACAGUGCUGUUUGGUCAACUGAUCCCGAUAAGCCUGCGCCGCGUGGCACUCUUGAGGUAGUGCUGAACCCUGGAGAUGCCAUGUUCAUUCCUUCACAUUAUUGGCAUUCAGUCAAGAGCGUGGGAGAGAACGGGGAAUUGAAUGGCUCAGUCAACUGGUGGUUUCGAUAA